AGGGAAUCGCAAUUAAAUUUAUUUAAUGCUCAGUAACCAUGUAUAAAAAAGCCAAAUUUCUCUUCACCGCUUAAAUACUUAACGACAAUGCCGCUUCCACUGCCUGAAGAUAGGUCACCUUACGCCAAUUUCAUUCGGGGUCCGAACGAGUGUCAUAAUGGCGAAGAACCUCCUUACAUAUCAAUGAAUAUGGUUGAUCGCAAUGGAUGUGUUCUAUGCGAAACAGAUCAGUUUGAUCUCCUUCUCGCAAUCAUAUAUCGGGAUGAUGUGACGACCCUCGAGCGGUAUCUCGACAUUGCGCCCUGGGCUACUGAGGAAAACGAGGAGCUUCCUCGCUAUCACUCCUUCUUCUACACUGCUGUCUCCAACGGCAGCCUUGGUGCUCUUAAGACCCUUCUUUUAUAUCGUGAAAAGACUAGGGGACUGUACCAAAGAAUCACUUUUCGAGAACGCGGAUUCACGCUUCUCAAUGAAGCUGCAAGACGGGGCUACCUGGAGAUAGUAGACUUUUUACUCAACAACCAUUCACUUUACGCUGAUCUUCAUGAGCGAGAUUAUGCUGGCUGCACUGCUAUUGCUGCGGCCUCAGAUCUGUAUUCAACGAGAUACGUCGAGGCGUUCAAUUGGCAACCUUCUGUCGACAAGAGCGAAGCUGUGAUGAACUUGUUGCUGGACUGGGGUGCCUGUCCGACAGACGUGGUCUUACGGGCUCAUCAAGACUCAUCAUGGAAACCGGAAACGGUUCUAUCAAUGACAUCUGAGUGGGCAGGCGCUGAGAUGAUCGAGAGGCUCAUUGGCAGUGGUGCAGAUGUCCAUGCCCAGUUCACGAAAGACUCGGUUCAACUACGACUGUACGACGAGCAAGACCACAUCAUCUACAACGUCACUGCAAUUCACAUGGCCGCGUUUCGUGGUAAUUUCGUUGCCCUUGAGACUCUAGUCGCUCAUCAUGGAGACGCAAUGAGUACGCUGGAAAUGGUAUCCUAUUGUGACAGUCGAGGGGCGACGCCUCUUCACUGGGCUACACGGAAUAACCUGUAUAAUCCCAAUUUACACGAAACAGCACACAAUGUUAGAAGAACGAUCGAUCUCAUAUUGAAGAAAAUCCGUGCGGUGGUCAAUAUGAAGGAUAUUGAAGGUAACACGGCCUUGCACUAUGCUGCUUCCUACUUGGGUGGAAAUGGAGAAGUUUUUGUACCAGUUUUUGAGACCCUUUGCGACAAAGGCGCAGAUGCAAGUAUACGCAACAAUCAGGGAGAGACACCGCUACAUAAUAUGCUCGCCACCGCAGAUGGGACAAUCAGCGAGCAGAUCAUAUCUCUCCUGCUUGCCCAUGGCGCAAAGAUCAACGAUAUCAACAAUGCUGGAAAUACCCCUCUACACAUUGCAGCUCGAAGACUGGAUGAUCAUGACAUGAUAGCUUUUCUUGUUAAACAGGGCGCUGAUACUACUAUUGGCAACUCGAACAAUGAUACACCUGCCCAUAUUGCCGCUUCUGGCCAUGUAUCUAUCCUGGGUCUGGCGGAGAAAGUCGAAAUACAGGAUGGGGUUCUUGCAACUCUAACAAACGCUGGAGCAGAUGGGCUAAUGGGCCUGGCCAAUGCAGAGGGGAAGACACCAAGGCAAAUUUGCAAAGCGCAGAGGGACAAGUGGGGGGAAGCUGAGGAUAGGAAGCGCGUGAUAAAUAUGCGCCGUGGACGAAACUUGGCAAUUGCCGCCCCUUGCCCAGUUAGCGAAUGUCGAAUGAUCUCACAAAUGGAACUUGGAAUAUUACGCUCUAUUUGUGAAACAUUGUCGGUGAGUAGUGGAGCAAAAAUACUGAGUAGAUAAGAGUCAAGUUAGCCUUUUCAAGUCUCCGACUGUAUCUACUGUGGAUUGAAACACGAUAUUUAUUCCAUUGUGAUUGUAAUAGACUCUUUCGCUCA
Fusarium verticillioides 7600 is the source of this 1925-nucleotide messenger RNA. RefSeq lists its product as hypothetical. The transcript has a single exon. The record is from RefSeq and is a predicted model, not a curated record. Gene Ontology annotation, molecular function: protein binding. Lineage: Eukaryota; Fungi; Ascomycota; Sordariomycetes; Hypocreales; Nectriaceae. The coding region runs from base 88 to 1830 and encodes 580 amino acids.